Acyrthosiphon pisum (pea aphid) is the source of this 387-nucleotide messenger RNA. RefSeq lists its product as uncharacterized. Bases 1 to 387 code for a protein of 128 amino acids. The record is from RefSeq and is a predicted model, not a curated record. The transcript has a single exon. NCBI's taxonomy places the organism in Eukaryota, Metazoa, Arthropoda, Insecta, Hemiptera, Aphididae.
AUGAGUAAUGCGAAACCCAAAAGUCAAAACUCCUUACAAAUGUUUAUAGAUAAAUCGCGAGUGGAUCCCUUGGGUGACAAAGUAAAAGAUGCAGAGUCACUAUUAUCCAGUUAUGUAGCAGCUCACGAUAUGCCUUUUGCCGGUAUGGAUCAUCUAACUCCAGUUUUGGCCCGUUGCUUCCCGGAUUCUAAAAUAGCCCAAGCACUUUCGUUAAAGCGUACAAAAACAAAGUGUGUCAUCAAGAAUGUUAUUGGUGUCCACGAAAAAGAAAAUCUUACUAAAAAACUUCAAUGUACUAAAUUUUCUAUUCUAAUGGACGAAUCCACAGACAUUUCCAGUGUAAAAACUGCUUGUAUAAUGGUUCGGUUUUAUGAUGAAGAAAGCUGA